GUUGUCACUGUUGUGUGAUUUAUCUCUCGUCGCCCAAUGCAAAUUUUCCGUGUUGAUCUUUCUUUCUUUCUUUCUUUAUCCAAUGUUUAUUUCCGUAAGAAAAGCAAGUCAUUCGAGUCUUUAUCGUUUCUUUCACUUUCCGCCUUGAUCGAUCCCGUCGUUUGCCGACGACAUAAAACAGAAUGUAGCAAAUCGCCCGGUAAAGUGGAUACAUCAUCGUGCAGUAAUUCCACUGUUUCAUCCCUGAAAUAGUCGAUGUGCUUUCCCUGCAAGCGAACCACUUGUUGAUCAUUCACCUAGACCUAGUCGAUUAAAUAAUCGAUCAUUUUUCCGGUGCUGUUUUGAGAUCUUUUAAUAGUUAUAAUUCAGUUGUAUAAGACCGUGUGCUCUUCAGCCCCCCUUAACCUCCUCUGUUGAAAAGGAGCCGUGGCACCUCGUUCAACUACGGAUUGGCUAGUUUGCCGUUGCAUGUCAUGGAUAAUUCCGUGCAGUUCGAGCAGACGCAUGUCUUCCCGGACAUCAACGGCGCCGACGGGGAUCGACACGGCGGACCGGUGGUCUACAAGAACUGGGAUCUGGGGGCUGCGCCGCCCAAGGGAGGCGCCAGAAAACCCAACAAACCCAUUCCCUUUCUCGGCCCCCGACGCCAUCUUACAUGGGUGCGUACCCCGGUCCAUGAUAAGUCAAUCGAAUUAUCCGAAUUAGACGAAAGGGCAUCGGGAGAUGGGGAUCUGCUGGACACUCAUUCCGUCACUGAUAAUAAAUCUCCCCUGCAGAGUCUGACCGAUCGGGUCUUUUUCCGCAAACGCACCCAAUCGCUUCCCGUCAAAAAGGAUGUUCGUAACGGAGUGGGACACCAGAAAAUCCCGGUGCCGGCGCGGCGGAGGGAGCGGAAGCUGUGGAAUUUAGUGAAUAUCAUGGCGGGUGGACGGAGUUUCCAUUGUCCGGAGUGGAUAUUUCUGGGGCAUCCGACAACACUCUUGGGCGAUUUAGAUCGGAGACAGACGUAUUUUCAUCCCAAGCUCAAAUGUUACAUGUUCCCCGGAGUGUUACCGGAUGUAUUUAAUGCGGUACUGGAAUAUUACCAGACUGGCAACCUCACGCGACCGGAGCGUUUGACGUUGAAUUACUUCCUGGAGCACAUCGAAAUGUUCGAAUUAGAAGAGGAUGCCAUUAGUGCCUUAUUUAUUCGAGAAGGUGUGCAGCAAUUUGACCAGAAAAGGUCGUUCGACGUGAAGAUGAAGCCCACGUGCAAGGACAUUAUGUGGGACAUUUUGGAUCGGCCCUGGACUGGACCAGCGGCGCGUAUUUAUUCCGUUAUCUCACUAGGAUUCACUCUCCUCUCUGUUAUUGUCAUUAUUGUUGAGACGUUGCCCGAACUGGAAGACUACAGCCUGAUCGCCCGUGCUCCGCUGCACCAGGCCUUUCGAAGUCCCUUCGUCAUCAUCAACACAGUGUGUUUUGCCUUUUUUUCGGUGGAGUUUAUUUUGCGGCUGACCUUUUGCCCGUCAUGGAGACUGUUCCUGCGCACAUGGACCAACUGGACGGACUUCAUCGCACUUUUGCCGUACACUGUGGUGUUCGCACUGCUGUUAACGCAUCAAGCCGGUAUCAUGUCGGUUAGUGUGUUUAAUGCACUACGCGGAAUGCGUUUGAUCCUCAUCUCGCGAGUACUGGGCACAUCCAGGUUCUAUCGGCAUCACUGGAUUGUUAUGCUCUUCCUAACCUUGUGGAACAAUGUGCGCACGCUUUUUGUGCUGUUCUUCCUGAUGAUCACGUGCAUGCUUGGGUUUGGCGGAUUGAUGUACGCUCUGGAGGGCAUCGGACAGGAGACAGCUAACAUUCCGUCAAUUCCCGUCGGCAUGUGGUGGGCAGUAAUAACAAUGACCACCGUUGGGUAUGGUGAUGUUGUUCCUCAGAAAGCCGCUGGUCAAGUUACCGCGAUUUUAUGUGGCUGCUUUGGCUUGGUCUUCACAGGUUUCGUACUGGAGUCGAUGACGUACGAGUACCACCGUCUAAUGAAAGCCAACUCGCAGUAUUUGCGCUACAGUGCCGAUCUGGCCAGCCGCACCAUGCGGCCUCCGCUGGCCGCCCCGGUGAUGCCGCGGGUGGCUUCUAUCCGCCGCAUUCACAGCCGCACCAGCAUAUCCACGAUGGCAGCCAAACAGGAGUGCCCACCAGAAAUUCAUGUCAGCAUUAACGGCGCUGAGUUUUAUUUGCCGCUGACAGAUCUUUUAAAGUAUCCCAACACACUGCUGGGGCAUCCGGUCAAACGGGCGCAGUAUUACAACCCUACAACCUUGACAGCAACAUUGCUGGAUUGCUGGCCAUUUUGCCUUAUGUGUGCAGCCACUUCGGUUUUUUUUAAAACCAUGCGUCUCUUGCGGCUAGUGACGAUUUUGAAAUUCUCACGGUAUCUCAAACGAAUACAGAUGAUCUUUGCUAUUCUUCGCUCAACCUUCGUGGAGUUGUUGAUGCUAUGCUAUCUGAUGCUUAUAAACUCCAUGAUUUUCGGAACACUCGUAUACGCGGUGGAGUGCUGCCAUGCGGAUGGGAACAUCAACAGUAUCCCGCGCGGGAUGUACUGGGCCUGGAUUACCAUGUUGACGAUCGGCUACGGAGACAUCUGGCCACAAACAGCCGUGGGUAAGGUCGUCGGAGGAGGCGUGGCUAUCCUAGGCAUUGUGUUCUGGACGCUGCCCAUGACACUAAUCAGCGAUCAUUUCGCUAAUUACCGGCGUUUGUUUGAAGGCCAGGAAUACAUGAUGGAGUGCUUGAGCCGGAUGACGCGGCUGCGUGAAAAAGAAUUGGAGAUGAGGCGUCGGGGACUGAAACCAACAGUCACCGAUCCUGACCACCUUACUCUCCCUCACACGGACGAGACCAAAUGCGACCCGGUGGGACUAUCGGACCUGGGUGUGGUAAAUACGCUCAGUCCAGAGAACGGUGUCCUGGCCAGUCGGGACACGUCGCCAAAACCGCUGCUCAGUCGGGCGCCCUCGCAUCACCGAAAUCUGAGUAAAUCCCACUCGGCCAGCUCGCACCGGCUGCAUGUGCCGCAUUCGCCGACCCGCUUGUCCAGCUCGCCGGAUGGGGAUUACUGCCGCUUCUCGCGACUGGAGAUGGAGGGACUGAAUCGCAUCCGCAGUCGGACGAGUUUCGCCACCAUCACCAGCAACGAGGGGCUGGAGAGCGGCGACAGGGAGGAGAUUGUUAUAAAGGGGGAGAUUUGAUAGUACAUGUUCGGUUGUGUCGGACCGGUGUAGUCUGGAAGUUUGUUGGGUGUUUUUGAUUUGUGAUGAUCUGUUUUGGGAUUUCUUUUUAUAAUGUUAUGCAGCGAUGCAUUUAUGUGUAUGUUAGGAAAACCAAAGUAUGUACAUAAAUCAUAAAAUAUG
This is a messenger RNA of Paramacrobiotus metropolitanus, 3395 nucleotides long. RefSeq lists its product as uncharacterized. Gene Ontology annotation, molecular function: voltage-gated potassium channel activity. The transcript has 14 exons. The record is from RefSeq and is a predicted model, not a curated record. Gene Ontology annotation, biological process: potassium ion transmembrane transport; protein homooligomerization. NCBI's taxonomy places the organism in Eukaryota, Metazoa, Tardigrada, Eutardigrada, Parachela, Macrobiotidae. Gene Ontology annotation, cellular component: membrane. The coding region runs from base 474 to 3233 and encodes 919 amino acids.